This is a messenger RNA of Xyrauchen texanus (razorback sucker), 2738 nucleotides long. RefSeq names its product glutamate dehydrogenase 1b (gene glud1b). Gene Ontology annotation, molecular function: L-glutamate dehydrogenase (NAD+) activity. The record is from RefSeq and is a predicted model, not a curated record. The transcript has 13 exons. Gene Ontology annotation, biological process: L-glutamate catabolic process. Gene Ontology annotation, cellular component: mitochondrion. The coding region runs from base 172 to 1800 and encodes 542 amino acids. Lineage: Eukaryota; Metazoa; Chordata; Actinopteri; Cypriniformes; Catostomidae.
UUUAAAGCGCGAGAAGACAUGAGCGUAGUCAUUCUGACGCUAAACGAGGCAGGCUCACGAACUCCUGUCGUCUCGUUCAUCUGCCCCCCUUUUCGUUUCCCCUUUUCACCUCGUCGACAACCCAUCAUCUUUUAAUUUUUUUCAUAGUCACUUUCACAGCCCUUUAUCGACAUGUACCGGUAUUUUGGGGAGGUUCUGACUCGCGGAGCGUGCAACGCUCUGGCCUCGGGUUGCGUCGAGUCCGCUCUGCCGGCUUCCUCAUCUUUACUGAGGGUGCGUCAUUACAGCGAUGCCGCCGACAAGGAAGACGACCCGAACUUCUUCAGGAUGGUGGAGGGCUUCUUUGACCGCGGCGCUGCUAUUGUUGAAAACAAGCUGGUGGAGGACCUGAAGACCCGGGAGACGCCGGAGCAGAAGAGACACCGUGUGCGGGGAAUCCUCAAGAUCAUUAAACCCUGCAACCACGUCCUGAGCGUUUCCUUCCCCAUCAAGAGAGACAACGGAGAAUGGGAGGUUAUCGAGGGCUACAGGGCGCAACACAGCCAACAUAGAACCCCCUGCAAAGGGGGUAUCCGAUACUCCAUGGAUGUGUCUGUGGAUGAGGUUAAAGCGUUGGCCUCUUUGAUGACAUACAAGUGUGCUGUUGUGGAUGUUCCGUUUGGUGGAGCUAAAGCUGGAGUGAAAAUCAACCCCAGGAAUUACUCUGAUAAUGAGUUGGAGAAAAUCACGAGAAGAUUCACCAUUGAGUUGGCCAAAAAGGGAUUUAUUGGACCUGGCAUUGAUGUACCUGCCCCUGACAUGAGCACCGGUGAGAGGGAGAUGUCCUGGAUUGCUGACACAUAUGCCAACACUAUUGCCCACACUGAUAUCAAUGCCCAUGCCUGCGUGACGGGAAAGCCCAUUAGCCAGGGUGGUAUCCAUGGCAGAAUCUCAGCCACUGGUCGUGGUGUCUUCCACGGCAUUGAGAACUUUAUAAAUGAAGCCUCCUACAUGAGCAAGCUGGGCCUGACCCCUGGAUUUGCUGACAAAACUUUUAUUGUUCAGGGUUUCGGUAAUGUGGGUCUACAUUCCAUGCGUUACCUUCACCGUUAUGGUGCUAAGUGUGUGGGGAUUGCUGAAAUUGACGGCAGUAUCUGGAACCCCAAUGGCAUGGACCCCAAAGAGCUGGAGGACUACAAACUGCAACAUGGCACCAUUGUGGGCUUCCCCAACUCUCAGCCCUAUGAGGGGAACAUUCUGGAAGCACAGUGCGAUAUCCUCAUCCCUGCUGCUGGAGAAAAACAGCUGACCAGGAAGAAUGCUCAAAAUAUCAAAGCUAAGAUUAUUGCUGAGGGAGCCAAUGGUCCCACUACACCUGAUGCUGAUAAGAUCUUCCUAGAGAGGAACAUCAUGGUCAUUCCGGACAUGUACCUGAAUGCUGGCGGUGUGACAGUCUCUUACUUUGAGUGGCUGAAGAACCUGAACCAUGUCAGCUAUGGUCGCCUGACCUUUAAAUACGAGAGGGACUCCAACUAUCACCUGCUCAUGUCUGUGCAAGAGAGUCUUGAGAGGAAGUUUGGAAAGCAGGGUGGCCCAAUCCCUAUUGUCCCCACCGCUGAUUUCCAGGCUCGAGUAGCUGGAGCCUCUGAGAAGGACAUUGUGCACUCUGGUCUUGCCUACACCAUGGAGAGGUCAGCCAGGCAAAUUAUGCGCACAGCGAGCAAGUACAACCUUGGCUUGGAUCUACGGACGGCAGCCUAUGUCAACGCCAUUGAAAAGGUCUUCAAGGUGUACAAUGAAGCUGGCCUGACCUUUACAUAAGCAACCUAAAAUGCCCUUUGCAAAAAGAUGAUGAAAACAUCCAUUAUCUGUUGAUUCUCCCUCCACAACCUUUUUUAACAUAUCAGAGUCCAUCAAGCUAACCCCACCAAGUUCCUUCUCUAUAAUGAAGCCAUGACACGGUCAUAGUCCAAAAGCAUCGUUGGUCGUAAAGUUGUUUAUUGUGUUCUGAGGCUGCAGGUUUUACCGCUUUGCUGUACAUUUUGUAGCCUAAAGUCUCAAAACAAAAUUAAUCAUGUUUCUUAAGUAUGUCUUGAUAUAACAUGUUUAUUUUGUCCCUGAUUUUUGUAUUGAUCUGUGGUUGACUUAUGUGGUUAUUUGCUAAAUGCAGCUGAAGCGCACAAUUUUAAAUGUCCGUUGAUUGUUGUUUUGGCCCAUCCUUGCUUCCUCUCACCUGAAAAUAUAACUCUGCUCAACUUGGUGUAUUUUUGUCCUCUUUAUUUUGUGGUAGAUUUGACUUUUUCUUAUUGUUGCAAACCAUAUAAAUGGUGAUUGCUACAGUAAUGAAAUACAGUGCUAAAGAUGCCUUACCCCCAUGAGCAGGAGAUUUAUAAACAGAAAUUAUUUACUUUUUUCAUUGUAGCUUAUGCUGUACAUGACACAAAAGAAAACCCAGACAUUGUUUUUGUCUCCUUUCAAUAUUUUGCCCUGGAGAUGUUCUAGAAGUUUUUGCUGAAAAGUGUGCAGUACAUUUUGAUACAGGUUUUGUUUGUAUCAAAGCCAGUUCCUAUCCCCAUACAUUUGAGAGAUCUGUUCUUCUAGUUUUAAAUGUGCAACGAAUGUUAAAACUAGUGUACUCGGCGCACUUAUGCUUAAAAGUUGUUCACCAAGCUUAUGCACCAAUAUCUGGAACUUUUGUCUUGGAAAUUUAUAUUGCCUUUUUUUGUUGAGAAUAAAAUAAAUCAUUAUAAUUUAAUUGA